GCUGCUUUUGGCAGAGGUGAGGGCCAGGUGUGGACAAAGGAGCUUCAGUGUAGAGGCAACGAAUCCCAGAUUCACCUCUGUCCAAAGUCAUCUACUCUCAAACAUGACUGCUCCCAUGACAAUGAUGUCGGACUGGUGUGUGCUGACAUGGUGAGGCUGGUGGAUGGUAGCAGUCGCUGUGCUGGGAGAGUGGAGGUUCUUCAUAGAGGACAGUGGGGAACAGUGUGUGAUGAUGACUGGGAUAUGAGAGAUGCUGCAGUGGUGUGUAGAGAGCUGGGCUGUGGGGAGGCUGUAGAUGCAGUGGGUAAAGCUCACUUUGGACCACGAUCAGGACCAAUCUGGAUGAAUAAAGUGGCCUGUAGUGGAUCAGAGUCUACACUGAAGAACUGUGGUUCAAGUGGAAGGGUUAGUGACUGUCAACAUGCAGGAGUUAUCUGCUCAGGAGUGAGGCUGGUUGGUGGUCCUCACUGUGCUGGGAGUGAGGUGAUUCAUGGGAAGACCUGGACCACAGUGUGUGAUGCUGACUUUGACCAGCAGGAUGCAGAGGUUGUGUGUAGAGAGCUGGGCUGUGGGCCUCCUGUGGAGGUGCUAGGAGCAGCUGCUUUUGGCAGAGGGGAGGGCCAGUUGUGGACAGAGGAACUUCAGUGUAGAGGCAACGAAUCGGAUAUUUACGCCUGUCCAACAUCUUCUACAGUCAAACAUGACUGUUCUCAUGACAGUGAUGUGGCACUGGUGUGUGCUGGUAAGAGUUGUGUUUUUUAAAACUGAUUUCACAUUUUACAUAAAACAUUUUCUGUGUUAAAAAUAAAUUACAGUGUGAGGCUGGUGGAUGGUGGUACUCGCUGUGCUGGGCGAGUGGAGGUUCUUCACAGAGGACAGUGGGGAACAGUGUGUGUUGAGGGUGCAAGUGUAAUAGCUGCAGUAGUGGUUUGUAGACAGCUGGGCUGUGGAGGGAUACUGAGUGCUACUGUAAGUGACACAGCAGGAUCUGGACCAAUUUGGAUGAGUCAACUCACCUGCAGUGGCUCAGAGUCUACACUGAAAAACUGUGGAUCAUUGGGCUGGGGUAAACAUAGAUGUAGUCAUUUGGACGAUGCUGAAUUAAUCUGCUCAGGUCACAAAAUGCCCAGACUUAAAGAUGGUCCUCACUUGUGCUCUGGGAGAGUAGAGGUGCUUCAUGGGAAGACCUGGUCCACAGUGUGUGAUGCUGACUUUGACCAGCAGGAUGCAGAGGUUGUGUGUAGAGAGCUGGGCUGUGGGCUUCCUGUUGAGGUGCUGGGAGCAGCUGCUUUUGGCAGAGGGGAGGGCCAGGUGUGGAGAGAGGAGCUUCAGUGUAGAGGCAACGAAUCUGAUAUUUACUCAUGUCCAACAUCUUUAGUCAAAAAGAACUGCUCCCAUUACCGUGAUGUGGGACUAAUAUGCUCAGGUUACACAGCUGCACGUCUUGUGAACGGCUGGGACUCCUGUUCUGGUCGAGUGGAGCUCCAGUACCUCAGUGACUGGGGCUCAGUUUGUGGUGAUAGCUGGGAUAUGAGAGCUGCCAGUGUCCUCUGUGGGCAGCUGAAGUGUGGGAGUGCUGUGGCUGUGUUGGGGGUGGACUGGUUUGGGGAGGGAAGUGAUCACAUCCGGGCUGAUGUGUUUGACUGUCAUGGGAAUGAGACACACCUGUCAGAAUGUCCCAUCUCAUCAUGGAGUCGAGCAGCAUGCUCUCAUAAACAAGAUGUUGGAGUCAUCUGCAGCAUUUCCUCUCAGGCCUUUCAUGAGGGCCGAGUGCAGUUGUCUGGAGGGAGUGAGUGUGAGGGGCAGGUGGAGGUUUACUUUAGCCUGGGCUGGAGGAGAGUUCUCCUUGACUCCUGGAGUGUAUCUGAAGCCUCUGUGGUGUGCAGACAGCUGGGCUGUGGCUCUGUGCUGAACUUCUCCAGCUCCUCUCCAUCCAGUCCUGAACAACACAGCCACAUCUGUGUGAUAGGUUUCAAUUGUUCUGGGAGUGAAGGUCAUCUGGGGAACUGCAGCAGUGCAAAUCUCCUCAACCUCUCCUGCAGCUCUGGGGAACAGCUGUCAAUCACCUGCUCUGGUAUGUUUAACUCAGCCCACAGCUCUAUCAGACUGGUUGGUUCUGGUGGAGAUUGUGCAGGAAGGCUGGAGGUUUUCCUCAACGGCUCAUGGGGGACAGUGUGUGAUGACUCAUGGGAUAUUGAGGAUGCCCAGGUGGUGUGCAGGCAGCUUCAGUGUGGAGUGGCCCUCAGUGCCCACGUACCAGCCUGGUUUGGUCCAGGAACCGGGCCCAUAUGGCUGAAUGAGGUGCAGUGUGAGGGGAGGGAGACGUCCCUGUGGAACUGCAGGUAUCAGUCUGGGGGAAAGCAUGACUGCAGACACAAGGAGGACGUAGGGGUCGUGUGCUCAGAUUUUAAAGAAAUCAGACUCACUAAGGGGUGUGAAGGGAAUCUGGAAGUGUUCUACAAUGGAACCUGGGGAAAUGUGUGUGUGAAUGGGAUGAAUGAGGAAACAGUAAAUUUGAUCUGUCAAGAGCUGAACUGUGGAAGAACAGGUAGUGAGUCCACAUCCAGAGCAAAAUUGGAAUCAUCUCCUAACUGGCUGGAUCAGGUGAAAUGUAGGAAACAUGACUCCACUCUAUGGCACUGCCCAUCUGAUCCUUGGGGGCACAAUAAGUGUGAUAAUGGCAAGGAGGUGGCUCACAUUACCUGUUCAGAAGAGCAGAAACAUUUACAAAAACAUGUGAAAUGCUCCUCAUUUCCCCAUCAAAGACAGUGCUCAGUUCACCUGCCUCUCAGGCUGAGUGGACCAGAGGGAAGCUGCUCUGGAAGGCUGGAGGUUUAUCAUAAUGCUGUGUGGGGCUCCAUCUGUGAUGAUCAGUGGGACAUCAGGGAUGCUGAGGUGGUCUGCAGGCAGCUGGGCUGUGGGAAGGCACUGAGUGCUAAUGGGAGUGCUGCCUUUGGUGCUGGUGAAGGGGUGAUCUGGUUGAACAGAGUGGAGUGUAGAGGGGAUGAGAUUCACCUGUGGGACUGCAGUUAUUCACUGAAGAACCACACUGAUUGCUCCCACAAAGAGGAUGCUGGCAUCACUUGUGCAGGUCAGAGGAUACCUCAGACAGGGUUUUGGAUUCAAUAA
Molecule: messenger RNA, 3129 nt
Organism: Electrophorus electricus (electric eel)
Lineage: Eukaryota; Metazoa; Chordata; Actinopteri; Gymnotiformes; Gymnotidae
Source: RefSeq, a predicted model, not a curated record